AUUUUGAUUUAGCUAGCUAGCUAAAGGGAGGCUGACGAAUUUAUAUCGAGAGAACUUUAAUUAUGAAAGUUUUCUGAAAAAAUAAGAGAGUCAGAAAUAUUAGUAUGAGCGAAUUAUUUCUCAAGUAGUCAGUCAAAUCAGCUCCAAAUGUGUUUAAUUAUUAUAAUUAUUUUUACCAAAGAUGAUACUUACCACUAACCAUUUUAUGUUUCCUACCGGACCUGUUUUGUAGAGGACCCACAGGGAAGUGGUUCGAAAUUUAUCAACGCAACAAGGUUGUUGUUUUUUUGCAAUAAAGUGUGAUAAUGGCUGCACCAGGUCCCAAUAAGGACAACAUCAGAGCUGGGUGCAAGAAAUGUGGUUACCCGGGCCACCUGACGUUCGAGUGCCGUAACUUUGUGCGUGUGGACCCCCGGAAAGACAUUGUCCUAGACGUAAGCAGUACAAGCAGCGAAGAGAGUACAGAGGACGAGCAGGAGGAUCUGUCUAAUGACAAGCUGGGUCGGGAUGGAAAAGACUCAAAAGGUCCCCAGGAGGACACCAGGAAAGUUAAACACAAGAGGAGGAAAAGUAAAGACAGAAAGUCUGAAAGAAAGAGGUCUUAUUCAUCGAGUGACGAAGAGGAGAGCAAGAAGAGAAAGAAACACAAAAGYCACAAGAAAAAAGGCAAAAARGAAAAGAAAGAAAAGAAGGAACGUCACAAGAAGAAGCAGAAGAAGAAGGGUGAACCUUCCUCGUCUGACAGCUCCAGCGGGUCCUCUGACACUGAUUGAGAAGAUGGAACGUUUUGGGACAGAUUUACUUAAGUGUUUGCUACUCGUCAUUUUACGGAGGAAUCGAGCUAAAGACAUACGAUUGUAUUUAGAUCC
Salvelinus sp. IW2-2015 is the source of this 869-nucleotide messenger RNA. It is a transcript of the gene srek1ip1, whose product is annotated as SREK1-interacting protein 1. Lineage: Eukaryota; Metazoa; Chordata; Actinopteri; Salmoniformes; Salmonidae. Gene Ontology annotation, molecular function: zinc ion binding; nucleic acid binding. The record is from RefSeq and is a predicted model, not a curated record.